Dicrocoelium dendriticum is the source of this 801-nucleotide messenger RNA. The record is from the annotation of a GenBank genome assembly. Lineage: Eukaryota; Metazoa; Platyhelminthes; Trematoda; Plagiorchiida; Dicrocoeliidae.
AUGGCCCCUGGUGGGGAAUUUCGGGCUGCUGCUGCCGAGGCCUCGAAAUUACCACACUGUCACCUGGUUCUGGCCGAUCGCCCUAUUUCCGUGACACUACAACGCGCCUUCAAUUCUCUGGGCCCAUGGACAAAACUGAAACUUAUUUACGCCUUACUGUUUAGUUUAGAACCCAUCACCAAAGAACAAGUUGAAGAGAUGAAGAAAAGCGAUUUUCUUGAGAAGACGCUGAUGGAAAUGGCUGGUGAUCAUCCGGAAUUAACCCGAGUGUUGUUGGAUGAAAGAGACAUGUUUUUGGCGAAGUCAAUCUGGUCCACGACUGGUAUGAGUGACUAUAAAGCCGCGAUCAAAUCAACGGACGGCGAGGUCAUUCAUCCCGCUAAUCACCUCAUUGAGGAGCCCAGUUCUACUCGUUUUCGCGUACCUUUUGGAGACAGAAAAGACAAUUCCACUCAUUCCCCCACGCGGUCUCCCGAUGCCCGCACCAAAUCUGAUUCUUGUGAUGGGAUAGUGAGCAAUAUGCAAUCCUGUUGCCCUUAUUGGCCAUGCCCAUCUGUUCUUCCUCGGGUCGUGGUUGCAAUUGUCGGGAUCGGACACGUAGCCGGGAUUAAACGAUAUUGGGACAUUGCAGGGACCAUUGAUCAAGCACAAUUGAUGACAGUUAUUCAACCGCCCCUAUCUUGGAGAGUUUUCAAAUGGAGUCUUCGUGUCCUCUUCGUUUCCACUUUGGCUGCUGCUGCAUACGGGUGUAUUCGCGGCGCGUAUAAAUUAUCCACUUCUGUAUUUCACAUUCGAACAUAG